GGGCGUCGGGACCCGGAGACUGGGGGUUGAGGGCUGUCCUGGCAGGUGGCUGCGGCGGGAAGAUGGCGGAGCUGCGCGCGCUGGUUGCUGUCAAAAGGGUCAUCGACUACGCAGUGAAGAUCAGGGUUAAGCCUGACAGGACAGGUGUGGUCACUGAUGGUGUGAAGCACUCCAUGAACCCCUUCUGUGAGAUUGCUGUGGAGGAGGCUGUGCGACUCAAGGAAAAGAAGCUGGUGAAGGAGGUCAUUGCUGUCAGCUGUGGUCCUGCUCAGUGCCAGGAGACCAUCCGCACUGCCCUGGCCAUGGGUGCAGACCGAGGCAUCCAUGUGGAGGUUCCAGCUGCCGAGGCAGAACGCUUGGGUCCCCUCCAGGUGGCCCGGGUCCUUGCCAAGCUGGCAGAGAAGGAGAAGGUGGACCUGAUGCUGCUGGGCAAGCAGGCUAUCGAUGAUGAUUGUAACCAGACAGGGCAGAUGACAGCUGGAUUUCUGGACUGGCCACAGGGUACAUUUGCCUCCCAGGUGACGCUGGAAGGGGACAAGGUGAAAGUGGAGCGGGAGGUUGAUGGGGGCCUGGAGACUGUGCGCUUGAAGCUGCCUGCUGUGGUGACUGCUGAUCUGAGGCUCAACGAGCCCCGCUAUGCUACGUUGCCCAACAUCAUGAAAGCCAAGAAGAAGAAGAUUGAGGUGAUCAAGCCUGGGGAUCUAGGCGUGGACCUGACCUCUAAGCUCUCGGUAGUCAGCGUGGAGGACCCACCCCAACGCACAGCUGGUGUCAAGGUGGAGACCACUGAGGACCUGGUGGCCAAGCUGAGGGAGAUUGGGCGGAUCUGAGCCCUCUCUGAAACUUGGCAAUAAAACUGACUCUCAACAUCU
Molecule: messenger RNA, 872 nt
Organism: Otolemur garnettii (small-eared galago)
Lineage: Eukaryota; Metazoa; Chordata; Mammalia; Primates; Galagidae
Gene: ETFB
Product: electron transfer flavoprotein beta subunit
Exons: 6
Coding region: 63-830 (255 amino acids)
Cellular component (GO): cytosol
Molecular function (GO): electron transfer activity
Source: RefSeq, a predicted model, not a curated record